Elaeis guineensis (African oil palm) is the source of this 2505-nucleotide messenger RNA. RefSeq lists its product as uncharacterized. Gene Ontology annotation, cellular component: nucleus. Gene Ontology annotation, molecular function: DNA-binding transcription factor activity; transcription cis-regulatory region binding. Gene Ontology annotation, biological process: response to stress; positive regulation of DNA-templated transcription. NCBI's taxonomy places the organism in Eukaryota, Viridiplantae, Streptophyta, Magnoliopsida, Arecales, Arecaceae. The record is from RefSeq and is a predicted model, not a curated record.
CAAAACUGGCAAGAACUUACAAGCUACUACUACCAAUAUAUCUGUUGUGCUGCUACCUCUUUAACUUCUCUCUCAUCACCCAUGCAAUAAAGGCUGGACCCCAAGAGAAGAACUUUUCCUGUGUGGUUUUUUACUAGUUUAAUGCCCUAUAUAUGACCACCGCCCUUGCCCUCCAUAGAGGAGAGGUAGAGAAUCCCACCCCACCCUAAACUUCCACCCCUCAUCUCUCUUCCCAUCCUUCCAAGACCUUUCCUCCUUCCCACCGCCCGAGGCUGCCGUCCCCCGGCGCCCAACCCCUCCCUUAGUUUCUUUUGGGUAUUUCUGGAAAUGGAUGGUGGGCGGCCUCCUCCUCCAAUAGAACAGUACGCUUUUUCCAUUCCCGGUAGCCCCAGCAGCACCACCAGCAGUAGCUCAGCCGCCGCUGCCACCACCUCCUCCGGCGGCGGCGGCGGCGGUGGGGGGAUUUCUAUUGGCAGCAGUGGCAGCAGCGGCAGCAGCAGGAAGUGCAAGGGAAAGGGAGGACCGGACAACGGGAAAUUCCGAUACCGUGGGGUACGACAGCGAAGCUGGGGGAAGUGGGUUGCGGAAAUCCGCGAGCCGAGGAAGCGGACGAGGAAGUGGCUCGGGACGUUCUGCACCGCCGAGGAUGCAGCCAGGGCCUACGACCGCGCGGCGCUUAUUCUCUACGGUCCUCGCGCACAGCUCAAUCUCCAACCCUCCGCGGUCACCGCGACCGGCGGUAGCUCCUCCUCCUCCUCCUCGACGUCCACCCUUCGUCCUCUCCUCCCCCGCCCCUCCGGCUUCCCCUUCCCUCUCCUCCACUCAUCCUCCUCCUCCUCUCUUUAUGCCUUCCCUCCCAUAACGUACUCUAACACAACGGAGAGCACCAUCGUCGCCCAUGGGCCCAUCACCAGCAGCGGCACGUAUCACUGCAUGCCUAUCGAACCGCAGCAGUUGGAGCAUGGAUCGGCGGUGGCGGCGCCUGCGCCUGCGCCUGCGCCGGCACCUGCGUGUGUGCCGAGCCAUGUCGUUGCGGCCGAUACUGGUGUAAUAUACGAGGACAUCCGCUCCCUUGCCGGGUCGGUGAGCUCGAGCCUGUCGCUCUCCAACCAGCCAGCGGCGCCGGUGGAGACCACCACAUCAAUGCCUUUGGUGUCGUCGCCGGUGUGGAAUUAUGAUGAUUAUGCUGCAGCAGCUUCUUGCUUGUGGGAUGACGGGGAUCCCUUCUUCUUUGAUCUAUGAUGGAGGAUGGAAGCAACUUCUCCUUGAUACUAUUAUUAAUAUAUAUAGGACUGAUAAAAGGAGAACUAGGGUUUCUGCUUUGCAUGCAUACUUUCGAAGGAUUCCUCAAUUAUACCAUCGUCUUGGUUGGAUCAUCUAUUUUUUUACAUUUUUUAUUUUUUUAUACUUGGAAGCUUGAAGAACUCUAGCAUUUGUUUUGUAAUGUCAGAAAUUUAUGAGAGUUCCAAACUACUUUAUGAUCAAGAAAGACAUCGCGCAAGCAGCAGGCUGGAGUGAUAAGAAGCAAACUGCACCAGAUGACAUGGGAUAAAGAGGGCACGCAGGAGCAACAGUAUAUAGAUGGAUGAGUAGCUAUGCGGGGGAGAUGUCUAUGCUGUCUCUAGGUUUCUAUUGUCUGAUCGCAGAUAUUUAGCUAUGUAGUGAUGUUGGCGCUAGUCCUUGGAUUAGACAAUCUUGGUUGCAGAUUUAAGAUCGCAGGAUCAUUUCGAUGUCAUUUCCACAUUUUUGCAGCGAUGGGUUUCUACUGUUUUACCAACUUCUGUAAUGAAUUUCUGGCCGGCCGAGAAUGUUUUACUUGUUCAACGUGGUGAUGGUGGUCAUAUUUCUUCUUAUGACAGAUUUGUUGGUAAGUAUUUCACUGUUAGCGUACUUUGAGCAUUGCCUCUAAAUUGUUUGAUCUUUUUCGUUUUCUCUGAAUUAUCUUAGGGUAUCCUGCAUGAUCAUUAUUUCAUCCAAGUGUUCGUGAUCAACACUGAUGUUUCUAGAACAUGUUUUUUAUCACUUUGUUCAUGACUUGUUUCAAUACUCUGAAAAAAACUGUAUUGAUCUAUACAAUAUUGAAAUCUACAGAAAAUCUUGGGCAUGUUUUAUCCCCUAAUUUAAUUUCUUCGGAAAAUCAGGAUCACUAAAAGAUCGAUGAGCAUCAUAACUAGCAGGGAUUUGCUGGUGGAUUAGCUCACAUAGGAUGUUGUCUAAAAGAGGACAUCGGCAGCAAGUCUGGAGCACAGAAGUAGAGUCUGAAAGGAAAACGAAAGAAGAUCAUUUGAAAUGUAUAUUACAUGCAAUUUAGGAAAUGAAAAGAGCAUACUCAAGGUGGUUUAGACUUAUAUAGACUCGAUCAAAACAAUAAGAUAUUUUGAUGAUCAUAGUGUAUGUUGACUUUUUUCCUGUCUUUGUGCAAUUGGAGCGUUCCCUGGAAAUAAUUAUUCCUGUGUUAUAGAAACUGCAUAAUUUGAAAUAAAGUGCAUUGAUCAAAAAUUCCUU